UUGCAGAAAGUGGUGAUGAAAGUCAUGAACAUGUCCGAUGCUAAGACCAAACGGAAAGCUAUGGAGGCUGCUGUCGACAUUUAUGGGGUUGAUUCAAUAGUAGCAGAUCUUAAGGAACAGAAGCUAACAGUGGUCGGAAAUAUAGACCCAGUGGCUAUGGCGACCAAGCUUAGGAAAGCGGUGGGGAAAGUUGAUAUAAUAUCAGUAGGGCCAGCUAAAUAAACAAUUAAUUAAUUACCAUUUUAUGCUAUU
Molecule: messenger RNA, 252 nt
Organism: Impatiens glandulifera
Lineage: Eukaryota; Viridiplantae; Streptophyta; Magnoliopsida; Ericales; Balsaminaceae
Product: heavy metal-associated isoprenylated plant protein 39-like
Exons: 2
Coding region: 16-222 (68 amino acids)
Molecular function (GO): metal ion binding
Source: RefSeq, a predicted model, not a curated record